Molecule: messenger RNA, 2259 nt
Organism: Leptidea sinapis
Lineage: Eukaryota; Metazoa; Arthropoda; Insecta; Lepidoptera; Pieridae
Gene: Miro
Product: mitochondrial Rho GTPase
Exons: 11
Coding region: 200-2089 (629 amino acids)
Biological process (GO): mitochondrion organization; small GTPase-mediated signal transduction
Cellular component (GO): mitochondrial outer membrane
Molecular function (GO): calcium ion binding; GTPase activity; GTP binding
Source: RefSeq, a predicted model, not a curated record
AUUUCAUAUCAAAUUAUGUACACGGUACUAGUAGUUUGUACACAAAGUAAAGCCUUUUCUUUCACUUCCUUUUAAUUUGCAAAUUAUAUUUUUCUAGUAACACAUAAAGAAAGUUCAGUUUUAUUUUUGAAUACCUUUCAAAGAUGCGUUAUAGUUGAAGUUAUAAACAUGCUAUAUUCCAAUUAGCCAUCCCACAAAAAUGGUUUAUGAAGCAAUUCCUAGGACAGUUCGUAUUAUUUUAUUAGGGGAAUCUGGGGUCGGCAAAACAUCACUAAUUCUGUCAUUAGUUACGGAAGAGUUUACUGACCAUGUACCGCCCAAAGCAGAAGAGAUUACAAUUCCCGCAGAUGUUACACCUGAACAAGUACCGACUAAUAUUGUAGAUAUAUGCUUAACCGAACAAACGAUUGAACAAGUAGCUGAAGAAAUAGAAAAAGCUCAUGUUAUUUGUAUUGUAUUCUCUGUUGAUAAACAGGACACUCUUGACAAAAUUUCUUCUUAUUGGUUACCAUUUGUAAGAGAACACUGUCCAGAAGAUUACAGAAAGCCUGUUAUCUUAGUUGGAAACAAAAUUGAUUUAAUUGAUUACUCAAUAAUUGAUAACAUUUGGGACAUAGCAGAAGAAUACCCUGAGGUUGACAGAUGUAUAGAGUGUUCAGCAAAAACACUUACAAAUGUAUCAGAAAUGUUCUACAAUGCACAAAAAGCGGUUUUGCACCCCAUCCACCCAAUAUAUUCAAUUGAGGAACAGGAGUUAUCAGAAAGAUGUAAGAAGGCUUUAUCAAGAAUAUUUAAAGUAUGUGACUUAGAUGGAGAUGGAUUAUUGGAUGACUAUGAAAUAUCAAUAUUUCAAAAGAAAUGUUUUGAUACACCACUACAACUACAGGUCUUAGAUGAAGUCAAAUCUGUCAUUGCACAAAAUAUUGCUGGUGGAAUAGAAAAUGAAUGUAUUACAAUGAAAGGGUUCAUAUUUUUACAUUGUUUGUUUAUACAACGGGGGCGGAAUGAAACAACAUGGACGGUGUUAAGGAAGUUUGGUUACGACGAGAGCUUAGAACUAACACAAACUUAUUUGUACCCUAACAUAAAAGUACCUGCCGGCUGCUCUUCCGAAUUGUCAUACAAAGGUCAACAGUUUCUAACUCAAGUGUUUGAGAAGUAUGACAGGGAUAAAGAUGGAAUGCUGAACCCGACGGAGCUGAAGAAUGUGUUCUCUUGUUGUCCGAGAGUACCGUGGCACAACCUAAGAUAUACUGUGCCAACCAAUGAAAAGGGAUAUUUGACUCUGCAAGGUUGGAUGUGUCGGUGGACAUUGAUGGCACUCAUGGACUUGCAGAGCACAAGCGCCUAUUUAGCUUACCUGGGCUAUAAUUUUCUUGAAAAUGAUACUCAAAAAUCUGCAUUUCACAUAACACGUGACAAGAAAGUGGAUUUAGCUAAGAAGCAGUCCAGUCGCAAUGUGUACCAGUGUCAUAUUAUCGGGCCGAGAGCUUGUGGGAAAACGUCCAUUUGUAGAAGUUUCCUGGGAAUAGCGCACAAGAGGUUAAAGGCGCACACACACGAACGGAGCGACGGGAGCGGGUCGGACAGCAGCUGCAUCAGCACGGUGCUGGUGUACGGGCAGGAGAAGUACCUGGUGCUGCGGGAGAUCGGGAUCUCGCGCGUGUCCGACCCACUGCGGCCGCACGAGGUCAACUGUGACGUGGCCUGCCUGGUGUACGACGCGGCCGCCAGCCGCUCCUUCGAGUACAUCGCGAGGAUAUACAUUAAAUAUUUCGCCGAAAGCCACAUCCCAGUACUCAUAGUUGGCACAAAGGGGGACGCGUUGGUCACGCGCCAGGAGUACAUUCUGCAGCCGGAGGUGUUCUGCAGCAAGUACCAGCUGCUCGCGCCGCAGCUACUGAACAUCCGGGAGAACAAACACGACGUGUUCAUCAAACUAGCGACAAUGGCUGCCUUUCCACAUCUAAAACACUUCGCAAGCUUUGCUGGUGAAAACUCGUCGUGGUGGAAGGCGGGCAUCGGAGUCGCUGCUGCAACCAUCAUGGGCCUGGUCCUCAUCAGGAUUCUAAAUUUAAAUAGGCAAUAGUUGGAAGUACAAAAUCACUGCCAGUAGACAUAACAUAUUAAGUGCAUGCAAUAAUUUAUAAUAUUUAUUUUGAACAAGUGUCAAGUAUGAGUUAUGAACAAAGAUCACCAAAGAGUAGAAAACACUGAAUAGAGUGCUUGUUGAGUUGUAAAUAAAAAUGUUUGACUCUU